This is a messenger RNA of Panicum virgatum (switchgrass), 4747 nucleotides long. RefSeq lists its product as uncharacterized. NCBI's taxonomy places the organism in Eukaryota, Viridiplantae, Streptophyta, Magnoliopsida, Poales, Poaceae. The transcript has 18 exons. The record is from RefSeq and is a predicted model, not a curated record. The coding region runs from base 2684 to 4015 and encodes 443 amino acids.
GGGCGGCCAUGGUUCCUGGGCAGGCGCCUGCGUGAUUCUGUGCCCAGAUCGCCGGAGCCCCCAUCGGCGACAGCAACUAGUGCGAGGAGGAGGCAGUGGCAUCCUCGACUGGGGAAAGUUCUUCUUUUGCUUCUUUUUCAGCUUUGAAAGCUCCAUAUCUGAGACAGUAAUAUUUUGAUUUGCUUUACAACGGUAAUGUAAUACUUUUUGUAGAACUGUUUAUAUUCCUUUUCUUGUACAGGUAAGCCAUGAUUGAAUAAGUUUUUUAUUUUGUGCACUAUGACCUAGUGUUGCUGGUGUAUGAGCAUAUCAUGAACUAGCGUGAUCAUCCUAGAGUUAAUAUGUUUGUUCUAAGGGGUGUUGAACUGUUGAUUCUUGAAAAUAAUAUCUUUAUAUUAUAUUUGAUUUGCCAAGACGCUUUUGUAUAUGAUUAAAAAAUUAAAACUUGUAGAAGUUUUUGACUGGUUAGGGAGUAGUGCUAUUUUUUUUUGCUAGAUUACUGAACUCUCCCUCCCUCCCUAGUUUUGUGUAUGUGUCUUUGUGGAUCACCUAGAGCUUAAUCAUAAUUUCACACAGUUAGGUGCAUAGAAUUAGUCAGUUAGAAGAACUAAAUUUAUACUAUUCCAGGAUGUGUCAUAUUUAUGUUUUGACAUUCAAGAAAAUUAUUUUUCAACAUCAUGUCUGUUGUAGCAAAUUAUUUUUUUAUGACUAUGCAUGCAUUCUGCAUCAUAAUGGUUUGAAUCACAGUAUGUUGAUGUUUGUGUCCCCAAACUAAUAUAGAUUGGUGUAUGUUUGUACUACCUUUUCUUGCUGCUUCUUUUGCUAGAUGAGUCAACCUGCACGUGGUAAUUUCUAUGAUGAUGUCCAAGAUGAUCAUGAGUAUUUAGACUCAUCUGAGAGAGAUACUGAUGAUGAAAAUUAUGAGGGAGCUCCAAAUGACAAUGCACACAGUCAUAGUUCUGGUUUUGUCCAUUUGAGUUCACUUGAUGAUGAUGCACUUUUUAAUAUGCUAAAGAAAUCAGUGUGCACUUCAUUCAGGCACUUUAUUUCUGAAGCAUCUGGUUGUGUUGGUAGUAGCUCCAAAGUUUCUCAUGCUGCUCGAAAUACAAGCAAUGGUAAUAGUCGUGGUGUUGCUUUGAAGGCUGUCACAAAGCAAAAUAUAUCCUAUUUUUCAGAGGUUCUUGGCUCUCUGAACAAACAAAGGCGCGAUGUCAUUGAGUCUUAUGGUUUUGGAUCUUUGCUGCUAUUUGAUAAGUGUGCAGUACCCCUCGCAUUUGCUCGUUGGGUGGCUGAUCAUGUCCGUGAAAGCAGCUGGGACAUUGUAUUGAAGAAUAAGUCCAUCCCCAUAACCCCACAAACUGUCCAUGAUGUGCUUGGCAUCCCGCUUGGGGGAAGACAAUCUCAAAAGCACGUGCAGAACAUGGAAAGCUUGCUUUCUUAAUGUCAAUGAACAUGUCCAGUCUGCCAUCCUUGAAGGUUUGCGGUCAAAAUAUUCUGAAAGAUGGUAUUUCCGAUGACGACCUUGUCCGCAAUUUUCUCGUAGUUGCACUAGUUGCCUUCCUAUGCCCGAACUCAAAUGUUCGCCCUAGCACCGAGUACCUCAAACCACUGGUUGAUGUUAAGAAAGCCGAAGAGUGGGACUAGAGCAAGUUUGUUCAUUAUUGGUUGUUCAAGCAAAUCGAGAAGUAUCAUGGGCUCAAGAAAGAUGAACAAGCUACCACUACUAUGGGAGGAUGUUUGUUUAUCCUUUGUGUUGUGUAUCUUGAUUUUCUCAAUACUGGCUAGCAACAAGUACCACCAACGCUCCCUCGUAUUUCUGUUUGGAAGGGGGACAUGAUCAAAGAUAUGUCCAAGUUUGAUUGCGUACAAGGACACACAUAUGGAAAAUGCAAUGUAUUACCUUUCAAGUCAACUUGUUAUUACAAACAAACUGGGGGUAGAACGCCAUCUCCAACUUGUGUUAUUGAUGGUGCGACUUUCAAGAAGACACUCGUUGAAACUAUUCAUGGGAAUAUGUCUCCUGAGACGCUGAAUGAUGUCACUGAACUAUACACGAAGUAUGUAGCAGGGAACAUUGAUUCAGCUCCACAAACUGCUCAAAAUAUCAUUAUUGAUGUCAUCAAUUAUUUUCACCAGCGAGCUCAACGUGAUAAGAUAGCGAGCACGAGCAACGAUGACAUUCCAAACGAUCAGAAGGAUACUAGAUGCAAUAUGGAUGGCAAUCUACCUGCAGGAGAAGACCUACCCGCUGAUGGUGGCGCUCAUGUUGAUGUUGAAGGUAAUGGGGAGGCUUCAGCCGCACAUGAUGAUUGUAGCAGCAAUACUGUCAUUAUCACUCCAAGCAGUGGUGACUGUAGCUCUGCCCCAGAGAGCAUCACAGAAACUGUGAAAGUUUCAGGGAGUUUCUAUUGCACACCAGAUCAGUUGGACUCGUCCCGAGGUGUUGGUUCUCAAUCAAAGAGAAGGAGAUUAUCCAUAUCUCCUGCAAGUGCGAACAAUGAAUGUGGCAGUUCUAGUGUUGCUGAACGGACACGGUCUCGUCGUACAUCAUUUUCGCCACAUGCAGCAACUCCAGAUCAACCUACAUUUGUCCAUAAUCCGGAGUCUAUCUUGAGGAAAAAGCGUUUGGCUUCACGUUCGCGCACACAACCAGACAAAAUUUUGGAGGGUAAUUCUCUUGCUGAUGCUGAUGAUGUUAUUUUUCUGUGGGUACUUUCCUUCGCAACAACCAUCUUCAAAGUUGUUGUCUUCAUUACCGCCUGAUGGGCCUUCUGAUCAUAACGAACAGAGACUUGAUGCUUUAAAGCGGAUUGUAAACAAGGGUUUGAAGGAUCGAUUGGCCAAACAUGGGAAGCAGCCCCUACCUGACACCAAUAUUGAAGCACAGCCUGUUCGUGAUGAUGAAUUGCAUCACAGGUUCAAUUUUUUCAGCAACAGUCCAGAUGAAGCCCUUCAAAAAGUUCUGCAACAACUUUCAGAUGCAGUUCCAAAUGCUCCUGUCGCUCCUGGGGAAUUACAUGAUAAGGAAGCUCAAGGUGAUCACACUGAUGCACCAGCAACACUAGAUUGUCCAGAGAUGAGCACUAGCUUCAGUCAUAUGCUAGGUUCAGAUAUAUCCAGUCACAAAUCAAGGAACUUAUAUCCUCCUUCUGUUAGCUCGGGUUCUAGAUCUUCAAAAACUAUCAGUAUGAUGGACGCUCCUGCUCCAUCCUUCCGUCUGCUUGAAGAAUUUGAUGACAAUGAUAAUUUCAUUGACGAUCCACGCAAACGUAGAGCUGCUGGCUUACCUUGCGAUGGGAAUACAAUCUAUGAUGAUCCCACAUGUGUGCCAUAUCAUGAUGAGGAGCACACUGUGCCAAACUCUGAAAUUCCAGCUCCCACCCACAGCACAAGCCAUUGUAAGCUCGCACACACCCCAAGUAUUGCCGAUGAGCCACCAGGUGACGGCAUCAAUGCUGAUCAUCAUCAGGAUAGCCCUGUUUUCGAUAGAACACCAGACGCAAAUUAUGACUCGUCACGCGAAGCAAUUCCACUGGCAGCUGUUGAAAUUCAAGGCCGUCUUAUAUUACUAAGCCCCCAAGAAUCACCUGCAACCCCUGAAGUUCAAAUUACUAGAUUCAAGAAUUUCAAUGCUUCCUGCGGCACAAUGGCCAAAGAAGUUGACGAUAUCUACAAUGCUUCUUGCAGCAAAGUUACCAAAGAGGUUGAUGAUAUAAACAAUGAUCCAGGGAUCUCAUGUUUCAAAAAAUGUGAAAUGAUUGGAUUCAAUCUUGGUAGUUCUUCAGCAGGAAAGCAGCCAAGGCGCCCCCGACGUAUAAUACAACCCAAUUCUUAUUACAGAAACUUUCAAACCAAUAAGUGCAAUACAAGAUUCAUUGUUUCACCUCAAGACUUACUAGCCUAUGAAUGCAUCCUUUUUUAUGGGUCUCACCGAGAGUAUGCAAGCACUGAAGUAAUCAAUUAUGACAAUGUUCGUGUUAGUUAUCAGCAGCUAGCAACAUUGAGGCGUUCUUAAAAAGUAUCUGUUGAUAAGUUUGUCAUCAAUGCGUUUUGCCGGAAGAUGUUCAAGGAUAAGCACCCUAAAGAUUCUCGCCGUUAUUUCUUCUUCUCCACAGUUGGUGAUUAUCUUAUGAACCAUGAAUGGAACCAGACUUUCUUACAUGACACUUGUCGGAGAUGCUUCACACUUGCAAAUGGAUGUUUCAAGUUCAUAGCAUCAGAUUACCUUUUCUUCCCAAUUCUACAUGACGACCACUGGUUCUUGUUCAUUGUCACUCUACAUGAUGGUUACUUUAUCUUCCUCGACUCAUUCUUCCGUGAAGAUGAACUGUACCAACAGAAUGUUAGAAGCACUAUUAUACCAAAUUUUGUGAGAGCCUGGGAUGAAUUCAUUGGUGUAGAUUGGAGUUUUCAUGAGUUUGUCAUCCACUACGCACCUGUCCCGAAGUAUGAUAUGAAGUUUUUUUUCAAAGUAUGAUGAUGGAGUUUUUGUGAUGAAGUUUCUGGAGUUGUGGGACCCACGCAUCGACAUAUUACAAAAUUUUUCAUCAAGUAAUAUCCCAGAUAUCAGGGUGCAAUACAUGAAUAGUAUGGUAUUUAGCCACCACAACUGCAAUAGCCAUGCGAAGGAUAUGGUUAGCAAUCAUAAAGCAAUGCUGGAGUUGAAGCGAAGACCUGGAUUCCAACCAUCUAGUUCUUUGCAGUUCUAAGAAUGCGGAUGAUGUUUUGGGGUACAAUGUGGGCGGGG